This is a messenger RNA of Papilio machaon (common yellow swallowtail), 2157 nucleotides long. It is a transcript of the gene Pdk, whose product is annotated as pyruvate dehydrogenase (acetyl-transferring) kinase, mitochondrial. Lineage: Eukaryota; Metazoa; Arthropoda; Insecta; Lepidoptera; Papilionidae. The transcript has 9 exons. Gene Ontology annotation, cellular component: mitochondrion. The coding region runs from base 292 to 1572 and encodes 426 amino acids. Gene Ontology annotation, molecular function: pyruvate dehydrogenase (acetyl-transferring) kinase activity. Gene Ontology annotation, biological process: regulation of glucose metabolic process; protein phosphorylation. The record is from RefSeq and is a predicted model, not a curated record.
UGUAUUGCUAUUUUUAUUUACUCUUUGUUUUUGGCACGCAGUGUCAGUUUUAUUUAUACGUCAAUCUCAGUAAAUGUCAGUUGUGAGUUGUGUUCGUUCAGCAUCUGUUUUUGCGCCUGUCGGUCCGUUUUCGCGAUCUGAAAAAUACUAAAGUGAUAUUAACUUUUUUCAAAUUAAAUCAUUUUCCAUAAAAUACAAGUAAUAAUGUAUUUUAGUAAUUUGUGAAUUUUAGGGUGUGCCAUUUUCAAGUAUUAUCGUUUUUGCUUAUAUUGAUAAUUGAUAAUUUCCAAAAUGAGAUUGGCAGGGACAAUUUUCAGUAAUGUUACGAAAAUGUUGGACUUCUAUUCCCAAUUUAAUCCAUCGCCGGUUUCUAUCAAGCAGUUUAUAGAUUUUGGUCUAAAUGCUUGCGAGAGGAAGUCAUACCUGUUCUUGAGGAAGGAAUUACCAGUGAGGUUGGCUAACAUAAUGAAAGAGAUAGCUUUACUCCCUGAGAACCUACUCCGGAUGCCGUCAGUGGGCAUGGUGAACCAGUGGUAUGAGCGGUCGUUCGAGGAGAUCAUACAGUUUGAGAAGAUGGAGCCAGAACCGUCUAUCUUAAGUCAAUCGUCAAUAUUGGACAGGUUCUGUGAGAGAUUGGUGCACAUCCGCAACAGACACGCUGAUGUCGUACAGACGAUGGCGCAGGGCGUCCUCGAGCUGAAGGAGUCGCACGAAGUCGAUCCCGGCACUGAGAACUCGAUACAAUACUUCUUGGAUCGAUUUUAUAUGAGUCGAAUAUCGAUUAGGAUGCUCAUCAAUCAACAUACUCUCCUCUUCGGCGAACAAAUGGGCGCAAGACAAGCAUCAGUAAAUGGUAUGGGUUGUGGCGGCCGGCACAUCGGCUCUAUAGAUCCAGCGUGCGACGUAGCCGCGGUCGUACGAGAUGCGUACGAGAACGCUCGCUUCCUAUGCGACCGGUAUUACCUCGCAUCACCUGAACUUGAACUAUUGCAGAAUGGAGUGGCCUCAGACAGUCCGAUGCCUAUAAUCUAUGUGCCUUCACAUCUCUACCACAUGCUGUUUGAACUCUUCAAGAACGCGAUGCGUGCUGUUAUGGAGUGUCACGAAAAUGCACCUCCACCUAUACAAGUGAAUUUAGUAUCGGGCAAAGAGGACAUCUCAGUUAAGAUGUCGGACCGAGGGGGCGGCAUCCCGCGCAGCGUGUCAGAUCUCCUCUUCAAGUACAUGUACAGCACGGCGCCGCAGCCCUCCAAAUCUGAUUCACACACCGUACCGCUGGCUGGUUACGGGUACGGAUUGCCGAUAUCGAGGCUGUACGCGAGGUACUUCCACGGCGACCUGGUGCUCAUGUCAUGUGAAGGAUACGGCACUGACGCCGUCAUAUAUCUUAAGGCGUUAUCGAAUGAAGCAAACGAACUUCUCCCAGUGUUCAACAGGACGUCGAGCAAGUUCUACAAGUCGAUGCCGACGUUGGCGGACUGGUCUGGCUCUCUCAACACUGCCAGCAACUCGCAAUGCGCACGCGCAAAGAACAGAGAGAAACUCUCGCCAUCGAUAUCGCACGGACUAUAGUUGUACAAGCUGGUAACACUGGUAGUUUAGAAAUACUAUAUUAUCUACGGUAUCUAUAGUUGCUUGCAAAAGUAAUUGUCUAUAAAACUUCUAUAUUGUCUAUGGUACCUGAAACCGGUAAAAUUCACACUAAGGAAGUUCUAUAUUGUCUAUGCUAUAUAUAUUGAUAUAAGUACUAUAGACAGAUUUGCAAGUUUUUGGUAAGACUCGCAGUAAUCUAUUCAUAGAAAUAUAUUGUCUAUGGUAGUCUUGCAUUGUGUGAACGGUUUAUGUGUGAUAUAGCGUGGCUGAAAAAUUCAGUGUUUUGUGAUUUAAUGUACAAAUUUUUCAAUGGUAAUAGAUAUUAUAUAUCUAGAAUUUAUUUCUCGGCUUUAAAAAUUCUAAAUUUAGAUUUACUGCCGCUGCGAGUCUGUGGUUUGUUUUUAUUGUAUAUUUUUUUAACACAUGUGAUACUCGAUUUAGCGAUUUGUUUGUGAAUAAAAAGAGGAUGAAGUAUGAUUAGAAAUAGUACACGUUAAGUAUACUUUGACAUUGACAGUAUGAAUGAUUUAAUUAUUCAAUAAAUAUAGUUCGCGCAAAUGUAAU